AUGGAAUCAAUAAAUUUCCUACGUUUCCUCUUUAUCUUUCUUAGUGGAGCUCUUGUUUUACUAUUCAUCACUUGGGUUCAUCUCCCCUAUGCUCCACGACCAACCACCACCACUGACCUCCUCGAUUGCUCCACCAACACCAACUCCCCUUGGUGUACCUCCAAGAACCGUUUCCAAUCCACCAAUAAUAUACUCAAAAGACCACCAAAUCGCAAGCACCACCACCACGAAUCAUCCACCCCUCGUCAUCCUCUAGACCCCUUGACAAUCUCAGAAAUCAACAAAGUUCGUACAAUCCUAAAAUCACACACCCUUUUCAAGUCAUCGUCUCCCUCCGCUUUCCACUCAAUAGUCUUGGAAGAUCCAGACAAAUCACUUGUCCUUAAAUGGAAAAAAGGAGACCCCAUGUUACCAAGAAAAGCAGCCGUGGUCGCACGCGUGGCUGGCAAAUCAUACGUGUUAACGGUGGAUAUAAGCACAGGCGAGGUGGCUGUACAAGAAACUGGUUCUCGUUCAGGUUACCCCACUAUGACAAUAGAGGACAUGACAUCAUCGACUUGGGCCCCGCUGUCAAACGGUGAUUUCAACCGUACGAUCAUCGAGCGUGGAGUUGAUCUUAAGGACCUUGCAUGCUUGCCAAUCUCUUUAGGUUGGUUUGGUGAAAAUGAAGAGAAUAGGAGGUUGAUUAAGGUGCAGUGCUACUCCAUGAAGGGCACUGCAAACUUCUACAUGAGACCAAUAGAAGGGUUGACUGUUUUGCUUGAUAUGGAUACUAAAGAAGUGGUGGAGAUAUCAGAUAAGGGCAGGAGCAUACCUAUACCAAAGGCAGCCAAUACGGAUUAUCGUUUUUCUGUACAGGAAAGCAAUCCUGAGAUGAUGUUUGUCAAUCCAAUUUCAAUUGAGCAACCAAAAGGACCGAGUUUUACCGUAGAAGACGAGCACUUGGUUAAAUGGGCAAAUUGGGAAUUUCACCUUAAACCCGACCCUAGAGCUGGUGUGAUCAUUUCUCGGGCUAAGGUACGGGACCCGGAUAGCGGGGAGAUGAGGAAUGUGAUGUAUAAAGGGUUUACUAGUGAGUUAUUUGUGCCUUACAUGGACCCCACCGAUGCAUGGUAUUUUAAGACGUACAUGGAUGCGGGUGAAUACGGGUUCGGGUUGCAGGCCAUGCCACUUGACCCGCUUAAUGAUUGUCCUAGGAAUGCCUAUUAUAUGGAUGGUGUGUUCGCCGCUGGUGAUGGAACUCCAUAUGUCCGAUCGAAUAUGGUUUGCGUGUUCGAGAGUUACGCCGGUGAUAUUGGAUGGCGGCAUUCGGAGAGUCCAAUUACGGGUAUGGAGAUUAGAGAAGUGAGACCGAAGGUGACGCUAGUGGUUAGAAUGGCAGCGUCGGUUGCAAACUAUGAUUAUAUAGUUGAUUGGGAGUUUCAAACCGAUGGACUAAUCAGAAUUAAGGUUGGACUUAGUGGUAUUUUGAUGGUGAAAGGAACCUCUUACGUGAACACGAACCAAAUUCCGGGUCAAGAAAAUCUCUAUGGCACCCUAUUAUCAGAAAACGUAAUCGGAGUUGUUCAUGACCACUACAUCACAUUUUACCUUGACAUGGACAUCGAUGGCUCUGAUAAUUCCUUUGUGAAGCUAAACAUUCAAAAGCAGCAGACCUCACCCGGAGAAUCACCGAGGAGGAGCUACUUAAAAGCUAUAAGAAAUGUGGCAAAGACAGAAAAAGAUGCACAAAUUCAGCUUAAACUUUAUGACCCAUCCGAGUUCCAUGUGGUCAACCCGACUACAAGGACUCGGGUCGGAAACCCCGUCGGUUACAAGGUGGUUCCUGGUGGCACAGCUGCUAGUUUGCUAGACCAUGAUGAUCCUCCCCAAAAACGUGGUGCAUUUACAAAUAACCAAAUAUGGGUCACUCCAUAUAACCAGAGCGAGCAAUGGGCGGGUGGGUUAUUUGUUUACCAAAGUCAAGGUGAAGACACUCUUGCAGUGUGGUCUGAGAGGGAUCGACCAAUUGAGAAUAAGGACAUUGUAUUGUGGUACACAUUAGGGUUCCAUCAUGUACCGUGCCAGGAGGACUUCCCUAUUAUGCCAACUGUAUCGUCGAGUUUUGAUCUAAAGCCUGUCAACUUCUUUGAGAGCAACCCAAUUCUCCGGAUCCCACCUAAUUUUGAAAAAGAUUUGCCUGUUUGCAAGCCUGCUGCUUCUACUUGA
Messenger RNA from Dovyalis caffra, 2208 nucleotides. NCBI's taxonomy places the organism in Eukaryota, Viridiplantae, Streptophyta, Magnoliopsida, Malpighiales, Salicaceae. The record is from the annotation of a GenBank genome assembly.